AUGCAGGCCUGUGAUCGGUGCCAUGCCCGCAAAACCCGGUGCGACCGGCGAAUCCCUCGUUGCGGCGGCUGUGAGAAAGCCGGAGCCUUAUGCCUCCAUGUUGACAAGCUCCGGUCACGUAAUCUGCCCCGGGGAUAUGUCGAAAGCGUCGAGAGCGCUCUGAAGAAAGCAGAGGACCACAACCUUGAGCUCGAGCGACAGAUCGCGGCGCUGCGCGGCCAGCUCGCCGAGAAUAGAAAUGUGACCAGCACACAGCCGGUCGUGGCCAUGGCCACAACCCCCGGACAUGAUACCACCUCUCCCCUGAACUCUCAGAAUGAGAAUCUGGACUUGCACUCCAGCGUCCUGGGCAACCGUACCUCCAGCAGUGCACCCCUUACCUCCUGCCACCACCAGCGUGGCAGAACCCCUGCCGAUGAUGCCGUGGUCGGCGAAGUGGGAUAUCUCACCUUGACAGCUGUCGGCGAGACACGCUACCUGGGGGCUAGCAGUGGCAUGGGUCUGGCAAACAUUAUCGGCUCCGUACUUGAUCCACAAAACGUCGACCCCAAUUGGAUCGAAAACAGCGGCAACAACAUACAGUCUGAUGUGCGCAGCCCACAACCUAGCAACACCACACCGAGCGAGGCGCCCUUCCCGCCUCGCCAUAUUGCAAUGCAGAUCAUCGAGGCCUACUUCCAGCAUACUCAUCUGACCUUCCCGCUGCUUCACCGGCCUAGCUUCCUAGCGGCCGUGGAAGAGAUCUACAACAACCCGAAUUACUAUUCGAUGCAUCCCUUCGAUGCCUUUACCUUUGACAUGGUGCUGUCGAUAGGGGGAUCCAAUUUCAACCGGUUCGAAGAGUCGGUGGCUGACGCAGCACGCCAUUAUGCACGGGCCCGGACCAAGCUCAAUGCUGUUCUCAAAAUGGGAGGACUGAUUCCUCUCCAUGCCAUCACCCUGCUCUCGCAGCACGGCAUCUUCAGUAAUCUUCGAGAUACCAGUGCGAGUAUCUGGCACCUCAUCGGCAUUGGUGCCCGCAUUUGCGUUGAGCUGGGCCUUCACCUGGAACCCAAGCGGUCCAAUCUUCAAUCGGGGCCAGGCUCGGCUCUCAGCGUGCCCAUCACUUUUGAGGCAGAAAUGCGGAAGCGGACCUUUUGGUGCUUCUAUAAUCUGGACAGGGUUGUUAGCUUCACGCUGGGACGGCCAGUUGCCCUGCGAGACGAAGACAUCAGCCUCUCAUUACCUUCUCACUUGGAGGACGAAGAGUUUGGGCCAGAUCGGCCGAUCCAGCCUCCAUACGAGUCGGACGAGCCCAAGAUCUCCCCUUUCCUCCACUUGAUUCGGAUGAGACGUUUGUCGGGUAAGAUUCUCAGCACGCUGUACGUGGCAAACCAAAAGAGCGACAUUCCACUUGAGGACAAGGUCCGGGUUCGCCAGCAACUGUAUGAAGAAAUCAUGGCCUGGAAGGAGGCCACCAGUCUGUUGAAGCUGGACCAACAAGUCCACCAGGGCUCGGGCUAUGUGUCUUGCUUCUUGACGCCCGCCUGGUAUACUGCCGUGGCAAACAACGCCCUCCUUCUUCUCUAUCGCCCUUCUCCCUACCUGCCAUACCCGGUGACGCCGACAAAUCCCGAAACCGGCGAAUCGGGUGACCUCCAGCAAUUGUUCUCGGCGGCAAAGGCGUCGAUCACGUCGUACUAUGAGCUCCAUCGGAAGCGACGACUAAAUUACUCGUGGAUCACGCUGCACGGCAUUUUUAUCGCCGGCCUCGCCUAUGUGUACGGCAUCGGCCUGGCACUCAAGGACACGACGCAGAGGGCGCCGGUCCCGGACUACCUGGACAUCAUCAAUGACACCCGCGCGUGCUCCAACAUCCUGGUGGCCAUUUGUGAGCGCUGGAGCGUGGCUCGCAGCUCCUGUGAACUCUUCAAUCGCCUCAGCAACGCCGUAAUCAGAGACGCCGUCAACGAGGUGGCCAAAAAGGACAAUUUCAGCGGCGGCCAGGGCCUUCCUCGGCCCAAGUCUUCGACGACAGGCGACGCCCCCGUCGCCUUGUCGGCGUUUGCGAGUACCAACACCAACAACCACAUCGACAGCGGCCAUGUACAGCAAGAUGUACCUUCUACAGAUCAGCAAGGUCCUCGGAACUACCGCUCAACGUCGUCCACGGCUCUGCCUGGCUUUUCGGACCAAUUUGACCACGUUUUCGUGGCCGAGGAGUUUCGGCACUUUUCCAACGGCUUUGAGUUUCCGCCCCUAGGAAACCAACAUCUGCCGAGCGAGUUGGUGGCCGGAUUUUCGCAAGACUGGCCUUUCAACGACGCCUCAUUCUCUCUACAGCCGGGCUAUAGCGGCUUUACGCCAGGAGAACAGGAAAUGUUGUGGUAGUUCUCGGAUUGUCCUGUCUUUGGGAUAUGGCAAAAAGAAUUCUAACUGUAGCAAAUCUAUGACGAACGAAC
Messenger RNA from Cladophialophora immunda, 2441 nucleotides. RefSeq lists its product as uncharacterized. NCBI's taxonomy places the organism in Eukaryota, Fungi, Ascomycota, Eurotiomycetes, Chaetothyriales, Herpotrichiellaceae. Gene Ontology annotation, molecular function: DNA-binding transcription factor activity, RNA polymerase II-specific; sequence-specific DNA binding; zinc ion binding. Gene Ontology annotation, biological process: DNA-templated transcription; positive regulation of transcription by RNA polymerase II. The transcript has 2 exons. Bases 1 to 2370 code for a protein of 789 amino acids. The record is from RefSeq and is a predicted model, not a curated record.